GUCCCCAGGCGGGCGGGGCCGCGAGCAGGCCCGGGCGGUGCUUCCCCCGCGGCGGGCGCGUCCCGCCCCCCGGUGCGGGGGCAGGGCUGGGGCCGUGCCAGGGCAGCGAGGCGGGGGCUGAGCGGGGUCUGUGUCCACAGGUGAACCCAGUGCGGAUGCGGCGGCCGGGCGAGGGGCAGCGCCGCGGUGCCCGGGCGGUGCCGAGGAGCCGGCCCGGGGCGGGAGACAUGGACUCUGGCGGAGAUCUCCCGGCGGAUCGGCCCGCCACCCUUCGGAGCGGGACGGAGGAGCCCGACAAGGAGGGAGAUGGUGCCGGAGGGAAGACCGCCUGGCAGCAGAGCCUGAGUCCCGAGCUGCAGCAGGGAUACCGAAUCCUGCGCGAGUUCCUACUAGAGAAGUACCGGCCUCUGACGGCGCCGUUCCUGGAGCCCCUCGCGGAUCAGGCAUCCUUCGGAGAAGAAGGCGCCGGCUCCCCCUCGGGCCAUAAGAGCGGCCAGUCCCUCCAGCAUUUACCAGCUGGAAUAUGGCUGUUGAAGAUGGAAGAGAAAUUUUCCAGUGGGCAGUACACAGGGAUAGCAGAUUUCGUGUGUGACUUCCGGCUUAUGCUGGAGACUUGCUACCGGCUGCACGGUGUGGAUCACUGGCUCUCCAAACAGGCCCAGAAGCUGGAGAUGAUGCUGGAACAGAAGUUGGCGCUGCUGUCCCGGCAUUUAAGAGAGAAAACAUCAUUAGCUGUCACAUCUAGAGGAUGCUAUGGGCAGGAAGAUGAGAAAGGAACAGCAUGCAUUUCCACAAGACGUCGUUCCACACCUCGCAGUUUAGUAGGCUUGUCAACAGGCAUGUUUGAGUCUGUGAUGGUUCAGGUUCUAAGACAAGAGGAGCAGCUGAGAGCAAAAGAGGAAAAGAGGCAGAGAGAUCAAGAAAGAAAAGAAGCAGAAGAAGCUAGUCAGAAAGAAAUAGAAGAAUGGGAAAAAUCACUUUUAGCUCAAGCAGCACCUACAAGGAUGGAGACGAUGUGGGAGAUUCCAGCUAUUGGUCAUUUUCUUUGUUUAGCACAACAGAUUUUAAAUUUGCCUGAAAUAGUAUUCUAUGAAUUGGAACGCUGUCUUCUGAUGCCUCAGUGUAAUGUUUUUUUAUCUAAAAUAAUGACUUCUUUGUUAAGUCCUCCUCAUCGCAGAUCUACAUUACACCGCAGGCCAACAUUUUCUUACAGGACUUGGGAAGCAGCACUGAGAAAGAAAGUACAACACUGGUAUACUGUUGUAGGGCAGACCGACAAUCCUAAUGGUGCUGCAGAAAAACUUGGCUUAUGUCCCCAGUUUUUCAAAGUGCUCGGAGAAGUUAAUCCCUUGGAGGAAAAACCAUUUCAUGAGCUACCAUUCUACCAAAAAGUGUGGCUGCUAAAAGGUCUCUGUGACUUUGUGUAUGAAACACAAAAGGAUGUUCAGGAUGCAGUGCUAGGUCAGCCUAUCCAUGAAUGCAGAGAAGUAAUUCUUGGUUAUGACUGCUUGGAGAAUGCGUAUGUUCAUUUUCCACAGUUCUGUGGUGCGGAUGUUCGGAUUUACAAACAAAAACCUUUUCAGGCUCCUGAAUUUCCAUCUCUUCCCAUCAAAGUUAAAAAAGUACCACGUAUUAAAUCGGAAAGAGUAAAACAUGAAUAUGUAGCUAAAAGCAAUGGGGAGGUCAGUUCUGCUGGUAGAGAACUGCUACAUCCUUCCAAGACAGCAGUAGAGAAAAGUAUGGACUCUCUUGUUGUCUGUCCAGAAAAUAACCUACAUUUAGGCACCUUUAGAAUCCCUCCCGGGGAGAUAAACUGUGAAAUCAAAGACUCAAGAGUCUGUGACAUCAAGAAAACUGUUUGUUAUAAAGAGAACUUGAGGAAUUUGAUUACUUCAGGAGAGAUUGUUGGUGUGGGUGGUGACUCUAGUUCAAGAGAAAUAAAGGAUGGGGAGAACGGACAAGGUUAUGCUGAAAUGGCCAGACUAAGGUCUGAUAUGAGUCCCUUCAAGGAGAACACACUGAAAGCUUGCCAGGUGCAUGUCAAUGGCACUUACAAUGAUUACCAAGACACCAGUUACCAUGAAUCUGCUAAAGAAACAGUGCUAGAGAACUCAUUGCGAAAUAAUAAGAAACUAAAUAAGAUACUAGCAAAAAAGAAGAAAAAGAAAAAAAAGAAGUUGAAGGAUAUUCUAAAUGAAAAUCUACAGAGAACACUUGAUGACCUGCAAAGAAAACGUGAGAUUCAUCUUCAUCCAUUCAAAUCUUAUAAAUCUGAGCUCCAGAACAAGUUGUUUAUAAUUAAAAAGAAAGCAAAACACAAGAAGCACAAAUCUGGAAAAAAAUCACUAUCUAAAAAAGCAAUCACAAAGAAGAGGAAGGGUGUCAGAAAGUCUACCAUACCAGAAUUUCAGCUUAUUUGCACUAAUCUUGAUGAACUCAGGGAAUUAAUCACAAAGAUUGAGAAUGAACUCAAAGAUCUGGAGGACAUUAAAAAGAAAUCGGGAAGAUGGUACCACCGGAAGCAAGCAGUAAAGGAAUUGCAUGGUACGUUGUUACGACUGCUUAAUGAACUGUUACCAUGGGAACCAAAGCUAAUUAAAGCAUUUCAAAGAAACAGGUCUAGAUUGAAGAAGGACUAUGAUGACUUUAAAAGACAUCCAGACCAUGAUAAAUUUACCAGAGAAUUGUGGAGUAAUGAUGAAAGUGAAGUUGAUUCUGGCAAAGAAUCUUUUGCAGUAGCAUGCGGUAAAUCAUCAGAGUCUGCAGAACAUAUAGAAGUGCCCAAAAAAGAUCACUCAGACAAUGAUGAAAUGAAACUAUUAGAGAUGAAUUUACCUGCAGGAAAAAACAGAAUUCUGAAAAAAGAAUCAGCUUCUAAAGAAAUCCAGAAGACACUGCCCAAAUGCAUUAAACGACAGUUCAAGCAAAAUAGUUGUCUGGAUCAAAGCACUAAUGAGCUCUCACCAAGGAAGAAAGCUAAACUGAGCACUGUUGAGACUGUAGUCCAGAGUUCAGAAAGUAGCCUGCAGCCAGAUAGUUGUUUAACUGAGCUAAAACAAUUUGAAGAAUCAAGUUUAGAGUUGUUUUCCUUGACAGAUCCUACAACAUCAGUAUCAAACUUUCUGAAAGGGACCAAACCCAUCCAGGCCUUGCUUGCCAAGAAUACUGGGAACAAAGUGACCUUAACAAAUCAACCAUCGCCUCCCCCAGGCAUAAAUGUAUCAACUUCUGAAAAGUCAGUUUUACCACCUUUGGAAUCAUCAGUGAUCAAACCAGCAUUGCCCUGCCAGGCCAGUUCAAAGACUCCCUUACAAAUGGUAUACAAAAUGCCAAAUGGCCAUUGUGUACCAAUAGACCUUCAUAAUAACUCAGUGAAAAUUCAAAUGCAAACUGUGACUGACCCUAAAACUGGAGAAAAAGUCAUGCAACAAGUUCUUAUUUUACCUAAGAAUUUUCUUCUUCAGCAGCAGGAAGGAAAAAUUGUGUCCAAGGACGUUCAGCCACUACAACAGAAAUCAUCUGAGCUGCACUGUACAUCUUUACCAAAAGUGUCAAAUAUCAGUGUUUCUUUAACACCUGUUCUGGUGACAGGCUCUGCAAAUACUACCACUCAGUCACCUACUACAAUUUUUAGCAAGAAUAUUACCCACUCGUCACAAGUGUCUGGUCCCAUGAACAAUACACUAUCAUUGCCUGACGUAACUUCAGCAGGUAACUUACUGUCAUCAAAAAUUAAGGUGAACCAAACUGAAACUGACAAAAUGAAGACUACAGUUUUGACUGCUACAUUCCCUGUGUCUUUGACUUCAUCUACUCCUUCCACAGCUAGCCAGUCCUUGAUACCAGCAACAGCAUUAAGUGGGUCUGCGAACACUGAUUCUGCCUGUCAUAGUCUUGCAUCGCAGCAGCCAACUGACUCCUGUGAAACUAGGCAAGAGUUGAAGACUGUAUGUGUAAGAGAAUCACAAUCUAUUCUGGUCACAACACGAGGCGGAAACACAGGCAUUGUUAAAGUGCAAACAAACCCAGACCAGAUUUCACCUAGUAGUUCAUCUUCUAGUUCAGUUUUCACUUACACUUCUCAACUUCAGGCCUUUCUUGUACCAAAAACCACAGCAUUAUCAUACUCUACUUUUCCAUCUCUAGCAACAGCCACAUCUGGUUUCCCACAUAUUGGACAAUCAUCUCUUUCUGGAUUUGCCCCCUCAACAGCUUCUUCUGUUAACAUUCCAGCUUUCCCAGCUGAUUUUACCCAGGCAAUGGAGAAAAAUAUCAAAUUCACACUACAGCAGCCUCCUGUUGGGGACACUUCAGGUCAAGUAAUGGAGAACUCCUGCUGUGUGUCCUCUCCUUUAUCUUCCAUUUCAUUAGCUAGCAAUGUGAUGCCCACAACUCCAAACAGUCCUGUUAGUGUGACUAGCACUGGACAAAAUAACGCUGUCGUAACUCCAAAUUCUUCUGUACAGCAUCAAGGGGAUACUAAAACCAAAAAAAAUUCUGUUAUACAGUCUGAGUCUAAUUCAGCAACAAGUGGGGAUUUAGUCAGUGGUACUCCAGUCCAGAAAUUUACAUUAGUUACAAAUUCACCAGUUUUAUCUCCCUCUGGAGCAUCAGGAGUCAGUAUUAUACCCUCUCCAGCAUCCACUGCUGUUAAUGCUCAGAAACUGGUUUUUGUUAACACACAAAUUGCCAGUGGCCCAUCAACCACCAAUCUAGUUGCAGAGUCAUUGAGACAGAACCUUCCUUCUUCCCUAACCAAAACCUUUGUUAAUACCACAGAGAAACCACAUUUGGUUUUGAUCCCAUCUACGAUAGGAGCACCAAUAAGAAUAAAUUCAUCACCAACUAUUGCUCAAGUAAAAGAUGUAAAAAUUGGACUAAAUAUAGGUCAGACCAUUGUAAAUACUAAAGGCAAUGCACAGGAGACCCCACCAGUUAAUAUAUUGCACUCUACCAUUUCUAAAGGAGAAGACAAAAAAAGCAUUGGCUUGGCGCUGUCUUUGACAAGUAGCAGUACUGUGGUUCCUGCUCCAGCUUUUGCUGUGUCAGCUAAUGAAUCUGUAUGUGUUGCAACAAAAGCUGAAAAUGCCUUUACAGUAACAAUGGCACAUGCAUGUGUAGAAUCUGUUUCAGUAGCACCAAGUGGGACUUCUUCUGGGACACGGUCCACUGUCUUGACUGGUGGCAAUGAUCCCUCAAGAAUAAGGCCAGUUCUGGGUAAUCGACUUUGUACAUCAAAUAUUGGAAAUAUGGGUAUAUCAACUGUGAAAACAGGACAUCUUGCUUCAUCUGUGCUGAUUUCAACCACACAACCAACAGUAUCUCCUCAAAACUUAGCAUCUGCUUUGCAAUUUCCAUUCAUUAGCUUGCCUGGAUCUGCAGCCACCCCCCAAAAGGUGUUACGUACAGUUCCUCAGUUAGCAACAGUUCCAGCUCCUCUUCUAGUAUCAAAAAACCAGUUGCCCACACUGCCUCAGUUUCAGUCAUCAGGAACUUCAGCUGGUAUGUCAAGUCACACAGGUAUUCACAAACCUCAGAGUGUGUUGCCCUCUCUGUCACCAAAUACAGGUAAAGUCGUUAGCUUUCCCAGUUCCUCUACCCUACAAUGCCAGCAGGUGCCUCUCAGUACAGAGAAACAAAGUCAUGAUUACACUUGUGCUUCUACUGCUCAGAUGUCUUCAGCUUCACCAGCUGUAACAAGCAAAACCGGAGGAGGUCAGUUGAAUGAAUCUUGCAUUCAACAGAAAAUAGUCAUUAACACCUGUAUGCCUUUGGCACCUGGAACUCAGAUAAUGAUUAACGGUACUCGUUUUGUUGUUCCACUGCAAGGCCUUGGAGCUGGCAGCCACGUUCUUCUUCUCUCCCGUAAUACGAAACAGACUCCUUUAACUGUUAACCAUGGUCAAGAAGCUCAAGGUAUACCAAUUGUUAAUCCAAUAACCUCAAAAAUCAUCUUAGCACCAAGUAAUUCAUUAAGUUGUCAAAUAUCAAAACAUCCUUUGAAAAGCUCCACGAAAAUUAUGAACUCUUUUGGUGCCGCAGAUGCUUUACCCAUCGUACAUGCAACGCCCCAGAUAUUUAGUACUCCAUCUAGCUCAUGUACUCCACUGUCCGGGGUAACACUGUCUGUGUCUUCAGUGACAAAAUCUCCUAUUAAUGUUGUAGCUACAUCUUCUGUUGUUUCUGCUGUUCAUCCUCCGAAUUCUCAUUUGCCAAGCAACACUUCAGUGUUUCGCUUAGACACUUCUAUCAAAAAACUGUUGGUCAGUCCAGAGGGAGCCAUUUUGAAUGCUCUAAAUACUCCAGCACCAAAAGUUUCUCCUCUGUCUUCAUUGCUGCCUCCUGUUGUUGUGUCCACAAGCAGAAAUCCUACCACUGUCUUCCCUGCAUCUCAGUCAUCUUGCCUUGAUAAACCUGACAAAGCUGCAUCCUGAAUUUACUGCAAAUGAGCCACUUUGAAAUUUUGGGGCAUUCCUCAGACUUUGGAAGUUAUAACUAUUGGAUAAUUUCUUACAACCAGUUGAUUUACUCAGCAUUACUUAAGGUUGCAGUUCUUUCCUGUUCACCUCUGGGGAUUAAGAGGAAGAAAAAUUUUAGUUUGUCGGAAGUUUUCAGAGAGUUCUUUAGUAAAAAGGUCAGAAAUGACCAAUGAGUUCAUUAAACAGUUUGGAGAAAUCUCACCUUUUGCACAUGUUCCAUCUUAUAUUAUGGACUGUUUACCAGUGUGUUUUUGACAGUAUAUGUCUUCUUUUAUUUGUCAAAUUUAUUUUUGAUCUGUUUCUUUAAGGAAAAUAUUUAUGCAUUGUAAAAAUGCAAUCUAUAGAGUAGAAUUGUACAUAUUCCUGAAUUCCUAACAGUCCAUACUAAACAAUAUGUACAAAGAACUAUGCUGUCUUAUUUAUGUUUGGUUUACAUAGUGUAUAGUUUUUUAAGUAUUUUAGUAACUUUGGACCAGUGUACUGUUUAGCAACUGCAGAAGAAUCUGCAUAUAAUAAAUCAAGUUGCUUUACUGCU
Chiroxiphia lanceolata (lance-tailed manakin) is the source of this 7014-nucleotide messenger RNA. It is a transcript of the gene BRD10, whose product is annotated as KIAA2026 ortholog. The record is from RefSeq and is a predicted model, not a curated record. NCBI's taxonomy places the organism in Eukaryota, Metazoa, Chordata, Aves, Passeriformes, Pipridae. Gene Ontology annotation, molecular function: protein binding. Bases 156 to 6434 code for a protein of 2092 amino acids. The transcript is spliced from 8 exons.